This is a messenger RNA of Siniperca chuatsi (mandarin fish), 3921 nucleotides long. Its product is annotated as P2Y purinoceptor 14-like. The transcript has 4 exons. Gene Ontology annotation, molecular function: G protein-coupled purinergic nucleotide receptor activity. Gene Ontology annotation, cellular component: membrane. Gene Ontology annotation, biological process: G protein-coupled receptor signaling pathway. The record is from RefSeq and is a predicted model, not a curated record. Lineage: Eukaryota; Metazoa; Chordata; Actinopteri; Centrarchiformes; Sinipercidae. Bases 91 to 1209 code for a protein of 372 amino acids.
UGUGAACGCUGUGUAGAAGGAAGUCAAUAGAUUCUCCCAUCAGCGUUUCUCACAGACAGGUGAGUGCUACAGAAACAGAAAUCCAGAAACAUGAGUGACUUUGGAGGAGUGGGAGUGACCACAUCCUUCAACCAGUCUUCAGUGGUCAACCAGAUGAAUGUCAGUAAUUCAACUCAUUGCGAUCAGGUUGACACCUCGGCCCACCUUUUCUUCAUGCUGGUUUACAGUCUGGUGUUUCUGGUGGGUUUGCUCCUCAACGGCUUCACCCUGAAGGUUUACUUCUGCCGAGCUCAGCAGGCAUCCAGCAGUGUGACCAUCUACCUGAAGAACCUGGCGGCCGCCGACUUCCUGAUGAGCCUCUGUCUCCCCAUCAGAAUCACCAACUACGCCAGCAGCUCCGUCUAUGUCCGCCAGGUCUACUGCAACUUUGGUGCCUCCGCCUUCUAUCUGAACAUGUACGCCAGCAUCCUGUUCAUGGGUUACAUCGCAGCUAACCGGUACCUGAAGAUCGUCCAUCCUUUAGGAACUCACAUCCUGCAGACGGUGCGAGCUGCUCACAUUAUCUCCACGGUAACCUGGGCUUUCCUCUUGGCCACAACGAGCGCCUAUGUCAUCCUGUCGCUCGUCACCCAGAAACCAUUAGACUGUGUCCCCAAAACAGUGAGCUGUGACGUCCUGCACAGUAAACAGCUCAGCCUGUUCUACAAACUCAUCCACACCUGCUCUGCUGCCAUUUUCCUGCUCAUCCUUGUCUCCCUGGUCUUCUUCUACUACAGAGUUUCCCGCAGGCUGUCGCUGGCACAGCAGAGGCAGCCGGUAUCCUCUAGCUCCAAGAAGCUUGCCAAGUCACGCAGGAACAUGUUGGUGCUGGUCAGCGUCUUCUGUGUUUGCUUUGUCCCUUACCACCUGAUUCGCUUACCCUACGCUUUCCUGAGGGGGAAUUACUUACAGAACCAGGUGUUCUUCUACCUGAAGGAGCUGACCAUCAUGGUGUCGGUUCUCAACGUCUGCCUGGACCCGCUCAUCUAUUUCAUCUUCUGCAAGGCUUUCCGGUCCCAGCUGAGAUUGGGGAGGGUAUUCAGCACCAUCCAGGACGCAACGCAUGGAGCUAAUCUUGAGAGGAGGAGCAGCAGCGGGCGGAUGAGCGGCAUCAAAAUCAACAGGAAGACGUCGCUCAGCACGUCGGCAAAGCAGACCACUGUGCUGUAGCUUAAAAAUCACAGACAUCAACACCUAUGACUGUUGCUAAAACAUGACAAUUACAACACAACUGCAAAUAUGUUCCAAAACUGACAUCUGCCGGUAAAAAGACCAGCCAAUAGGAGAUGGCCAUUUCAGCACCCUGCUUUUUUAACAGAAGAUGUCAGGCUUCAGGCUUGACCACAACAGACUUGUGGUUGGAUUUGUUUUACUCGUGCACUUUCGCGGACCCAUGUGGCAGCAGGUGAUUCUGUUUAAGUGACUGAAAGUUUGAAGGACCUCAUUACACAGAAAUAAUGUAAAGUGAUAUCAGUAAUCUAAAGCUGUGUUUCAAGCCAGUGAUGUGAGUACCAUCCAAUGAUUGUAUUUCAAGAUGAGAAAUAGAGAACUCGGCCUUUGUAAACAAGAUUUGUGUUAUCAGAUAUGUAAAGUUACCUAAAAUUGAGUGAAAGGUUGAAUGUUCACUCUUGACCUUGGAAAGUUUGAUUUUGUCUUGACAAUUUUUUUGUCAAUCUAAAAAUUCAGUAGUUGCAUUUGAAGGGUAUUAAAUGAGUGCUGCAGAUUUAAAUGGCUGACUGUACUGAGCAUGCAGUGCAUUACAAAAUUGCGCAUCAUUGUACAAAUGUACAGUCAUAAAACUGAACCCUGAGGAACAUCCCUAUCUACAUUGCAGGAACUUAACAUCAGACUGAAAAGAAGUGUUUCUCUGCUCUCUCUGGUUGAACGUUGAAAAGUCUGUUUCAGUCUGACGGUCAGACGUGUGCUCUGUUGCACUUGUAACCACACCCAACAGUGAUGUCACAAGGUCCUGGAGUACAUCUGCACAUCACUGCAACAAGGUUAAACCAAUGGAGUUCAGCAAAAACAAGAUUUUCAGGGGGCAUCCCAACCUGAACUUUUAUGAACCUCUGAGGCACUGGUGCGAAGGUCUGCCUCGCGUUUUCAGUGCAAACCAGGACAUUUUGGAUGCACGUCAUUAAAAAGGCAACAGACUACGGCAACGCUGUUACGUGCUGUUUGGUAGGCGAGUGCUGUCUUGAGACACACUGGCAGUGGAUGAAUAUUGAUAAUGAUUCAUAUGUAAUGACUUUUAAACAUCAGUACCAUUAAAUUAGAGUGUAUGUGCAUGAUGUGAUGUGGAUCUUUUAGAAUAUGAGGAACUAGUCCCCAAAGCCAAGAACAGGGUAAAAAAGACAGAACCUGUGACAAUCUAAACAUGUUAUGUUAUGGGUAGUUGAUAUGUUGUUUUAGUGAAAUAGUGUAGUUUGAUCAUCAGCUGUUUGUGUACAUUGCAUUAUUCACUCUGACAUGGUGUUUGUGUUAGUCAAUUUCUGCUUGGAAGGUUGUUAUUUCCAUAACUUUACUUACAACAACCUGUACAGCUGCAUCUAUCGCAUCCUAACUUGCCACCAUUUUUAUCGCAGUUUUUCUGUUAGUGUACAGCCUUCAGUGAGCAAAACACCAAACCUUUGAUGUGGGCAGCGAUUCAGAGGUCUGGAACUAGGCUAGAAAUUAUGCCAUGUCUAGAGCUAAAUCCAGACUGGUUGGGGCUGAGCACAGAGAACAUUUAAAGGAGGGUCGACAGUUAUUUGUGUCUAAUUUGUUGUUACCCUUAUGUAAAGGAUAGGUUGUUUUGAAAGAUAUGGGCAUUUUUCCUGUCGCUUUGAUAAGUUAUUAGUACCUGUAGAUGUGCUGGAUGAGAACAUUAUUAGGCCCAUUAUGUAUGUGUGCAAUAUAUACAAUAUACUCAAUACUUAAAAGGCAUAUGGUACAAUGCAUUUAGGCUACAUGUAUUUUGUAUAUUACAUCAGAAUACUGUUUACUAACUGGUUCUUCUUCUUAUUGUUGUUGUUAUAAUUAGUAGUAAUAUUAAAGUAUUAUAAAUGUGGGGGAAUCCCUCUCUGGGGGAGAGUUUGGUGCCUUUUCUCACUGAUGGGAAGUGACUUAACAUCAAUUCAUCUUGUCUACACUUCCAUCAGACAGUUUUCUCACAGAGUCACAUCAGGCUGAAUGUUGCCGCAGCUGAAAACAUUAAUAAUGGGGAAGUUUGGUUUAGUUGUGCCACUUAACUGACAAUAACAGCGACUGUUAUCCAAACUCAUUCACUUCAUUCAUUAACUCCUAAGGCUGCCAGCAGAAAUAAUUGUGUUGUAACAGAUACAAAUGUACAGUUUAAUCUUUGUUUUUAAGGAUUUUCUUUUCACCACAGCCCUACCUAAGUCCAAGGAGAUAUGUUGUUUAUGUGACAUCAUUAUCAUGUGGUGCUAAAUAGAUCGUUCUUCUGAUGGACAUGUAUACCCCACCUGGUACUAACAUGUAUUAACAUCUGUAUCUGGAUCAGAAAAACUCUUUCAACAUGCAUAUGGCAUGUGAGUAUUAUAUUAAAAUAAAGGGUCCUAUUUUCCUGCCUGGGUCCGCCAGGAAAUGGUUCAUGUUUGUGUGUUGAUUUAACAGUUCAGAAGAAAUGUUACCUCUUAGUUUAUAUAAUAUAUUUUCCAUAUGUUGAAAUCAAAUGAUUAUGAAUAAUUUCUAUCCAUUUUGACAGUUGUGGGCAUGUUUUUGCAGCCACUUCUUAGCUAUUUAUUUCAAAGCAACCUCAGUCCUUAUGCAAUUUUUCCCAGACAUUGUCUGUUUUUUUUCUUGUGCUAAGGUGGGAGAAGUGUUUAGUGUUGGUGCUCAUUGGACUUGCAUUUGUCCACUCCAAAUAAAUGCUAAUCUUGC